This is a messenger RNA of Elaeis guineensis (African oil palm), 2274 nucleotides long. The record is from RefSeq and is a predicted model, not a curated record. NCBI's taxonomy places the organism in Eukaryota, Viridiplantae, Streptophyta, Magnoliopsida, Arecales, Arecaceae.
AAGAGAAGCGAAAGGUGGUUCGGCAAUUAUUGUACUUUCCACUUUGUAGCACAUCGCAACGCCAUCUCUGCUUUCCAGUCCCUCUGUGCUCACCCCACCAACAGGAGCUUCCUCCUCCCCACUCCGCUCCGAUCCCGCACCCUCGCCGAGCGUUAAUACCCUUACCACCCCGGUGAGGCGGUAACCCCAAAACAGCACCCCCUUCUUCCCCUGGCCUCUGUAAGAACCUGAGAGACACAGAUACCGAAGCCCGAGGAUUCCGUCCGUCUGACUCACAGUACGAAACCCUGGCAAGCAGUCCUGCUCAAACUUUUUUGUUUUCUUGUUUUCUUCUUAUUUUUUUCUCUACCCACGGAAAAAUUGGAAAAUAAUUAAUUGCCAUUUCCUUAAAAACCCAAAUAAAUGAGAUGGAUGUGGUCACCUUCGGGGUCAUAGUGGGCAUCAUCGUCCUCUUCUUCGUCGUCGUCUGCUUCGUGACCAUUGAGGGCACUUGCUGCCAGUCCUCCGGUUAAAAAACCCCCAAUCAAAUGCUUUCCUCCUUGCCGUCCGGGCGGCGCCAUCGCCUCCUCCUCCUCCUCCUCUUGGCUCUCGUCUCUGCCGCUGCGGCCCCUCUUGUCGCGGCUCACGGGGAGCACUCGCCGGCCUGCCCCUUCUCCACCCCCGCCGGAUCCGACCACGAGGGCCACCAUCACCAUUACGACCACGACCACCAUCACCUCCAUGAUCAUCACCAUGAACAUCGGCGGGAGAUCCGGUCGACCAUGCUGCCGGAGGAACUGGCCGAGGAGGAGGAUCUGAUGCUCGAGCGAUUCGAUCACGACCACCACCACCAUCACGAUCACCAUCACCACCAUCCCCACCAUCAUGAUCACCAUCACCAUCACCACGACCAUCAUUCUCAUGGUGAUCGUCCUAGCGAGUUGUCACUAAUAGGUAUAUGGGUGCGGGCGAUGGGGUGCUCGUUGCUGGUGAGCUUGGCGUCCCUGAUAUGCCUCGCAAUCUUGCCGGUGAUAUUACUGCAGGGGAAGCCGUCCAAGAGCUUGGUGGAUUCUUUGGCUGUUUUUGGGGCAGGGGCAAUGCUAGGUGAUGCUUUUCUUCAUCAGCUGCCACAUGCUUUUGGUGGUGAACAUUCUCAUUCACAUGAGCAUCAUCAACAUCAUCUUGAACAUGGACAUUCACAUUCUCAUUCUUUAGAAGAUCUUUCUGUUGGAUUAUCCAUUUUGUGUGGAAUUGUACUUUUUUUCCUAGUAGAAAAGGUUGUAAGAUAUGUGGAAGAUAAUUCUGUAAAAGGAGCUUAUGAGGUGGGGCAUGGACACCACCACCACCAUAAACGCCAUGACAAACUGAAAGAUGACAGUAAGAAUCAUGAUGAGUCAAAUUCAAAGCUUGAUGAACCAAAGGACACAUUAAAUGAUGAACAUAAUGGCUGCCAAAAUGAUGAAAAUCACACUGAACGUGAAACCCUUCUUCGUAAGCGAGCCACAUGUAGUGGUGCUACAAAUGAUGAUAAGGAGGAGCUAAAUGCUGGAAAUGGUCUUACAACAAAAAAGCCAUCCUUGAACAUGACAGCUCAACCAUCAAGUUUGGUGUUUGGCUACCUGAAUCUUUUUUCUGAUGGUGUUCACAACUUUACUGAUGGAAUGGCUUUGGGAAGUGCAUUUUUACUUCAUGGCUCAGUUGGAGGGUGGUCUAGAACGUUAUUUCUGCUUGCACAUGAGCUUCCUCAAGAGGUUGGUGACUUUGGGAUCUUGGUGAGAUCAGGAUUCUCCGUCUCCAAAGCGCUCUUCUACAAUUUCCUGUCAGCAUUAGUGGCACUGGCUGGAACUGCAUUGGCUCUGGUUUUGGGGAAAGAUCCAGGACAGUCUUCUUUGAUCGAGGGAUUUACUGCUGGUGGUUUCAUAUAUAUAGCAGUUGCAGGCGUCCUCCCAGAGAUGAAUGAUGGAAAGACAACAUUCAAAAGCACCGCAAUUCAGUUAACUUCUCUAAUAUUAGGAAUGGCUGUUGCCCUUUGCAUCUCCCUUGUCGAGUGAUGAUGUUCCUCCCUUCAGUCCUACGUUGAAAUAUAAAACUGUUUAGUGUAAUCGUAUUUUAUCUGUGCAAGAUAUAAGAUGAAUGAAAGUUUUGGAUGCCUUGAUGCAACCAUACAAGCUUCAGCUUUAUGUAAAAAUAUUUAAUGUAACCAUGUUUUCUAUGUUCAAGAUAGAAAAUGAUUAAAUGAAUGGUAGUUUUGGAUGCCUUGAUGCAAUCAUACAAGCUUCAGCUUUCCAGCAAAAA